GCCUAGGCCUUCUGCGCUUUCCGCUGCCUACUCGGGCGCUCGGGGCCGCUAGCCACGUGUACCGAUCUGGGCUCACGGUCCACGUGGUUCCAUCAAAGGCAGAAACUUGCUGCGCUUCCAGCUCUAUUUUCCCACGUCUCUGAGCUCCGUUCCCAUGGCGACCCUGGUGUUGGAGGAUGGGCUGGUCCUGCGGGGCCAGGCCUUUGGGGCCGCUGUGUCGACUGCCGGAGAAGUGGUGUUUCAAACCGGCAUGGUCGGCUACCCCGAGGCUCUCACUGAUCCCUCCUACAAAUCGCAGAUCUUAGUGCUGACAUAUCCUCUGAUCGGCAACUAUGGCAUCCCCCCAGAUGAAGUGGAUGAGUUCGGUCUCAGCAAGUGGUUCGAAUCCUCGGGGAUCCACGUGGCAGGAUUGGUGGUGGGAGAGUGCUGCCCCACACCCAGCCACUGGAGUGCCAGUCGCACCCUGCACGAGUGGCUGCAGCAGCAUGGCAUACCUGGCCUGCAAGGAGUGGACACUCGGGAGCUGACUAAGAAGUUGCGAGAGCAAGGGUCUCUGCUGGGAAAGCUGGUGCAGGAUGGGACAGAGCCUUUAUCCCUGUCAUUUGUGGACCCCAACGCCCGCCCCCUGGUGCCAGAGGUCUCCAUUGAGGAGCCACGGGUAUUCAAUGCAGGAGGUACCCCUCGGAUCCUUGCUUUGGACUGCGGCCUCAAGUAUAAUCAGAUCCGAUGUUUGUGCCGGCGCGGGGCUGAGGUCACGGUGGUGCCCUGGAACCACGCGCUGGACAGCCAGGAAUAUGAGGGUCUCUUCCUGAGUAACGGCCCCGGCGACCCCGCCGCCUACCCCAAUGUGAUAUCCGCACUGAGCCGUGUCUUGUCUGAGCCUAACCCCCGGCCUGUCUUCGGGAUCUGCCUGGGCCACCAGCUGUUGGCCUUAGCCAUCGGGGCCAAGACUUACAAGAUGAGGUACGGGAACCGAGGCCAUAACCAGCCGUGCUUGCUGGUGGGCUCCGGGCGCUGCUUUCUGACGUCCCAGAAUCAUGGGUUUGCCGUGGAAACGGACUCGCUGCCAGCGGGCUGGCAUCCUCUCUUCACCAACGCCAACGAUCAUUCCAACGAAGGCAUCGUGCACGACCGCCUGCCCUUCUUCAGUGUCCAGUUUCACCCAGAGCACCAUGCUGGCCCUUCAGAUAUGGAGCUUCUUUUUGACAUCUUUCUGGAAACGGUGAAAGAAGCCUUAGCCGGAAACCCCGCGGGCCAGACAGUUCGAGAGCGACUCGCCGAACGCCUCUGUCCACCUGGGACUCCCAGCCCAGGCUCUGGGCUCCCCCCACCACGGAAGGUUCUGAUCCUGGGCUCAGGGGGCCUCUCCAUCGGCCAGGCCGGAGAGUUCGACUACUCAGGUUCGCAGGCGAUCAAGGCGCUGAAGGAGGAAAACAUCCAGACGCUGCUGAUCAACCCCAACAUCGCCACAGUGCAGACCUCCCAGGGGCUGGCCGACAAGGUCUACUUCCUCCCCAUAACUCCCCACUACGUUACCCAGGUGAUCCGCAACGAGCGCCCAGAUGGCAUACUGCUGACCUUCGGGGGCCAGACAGCGCUGAACUGUGGCGUGGAGCUGACCAAGGCUGGGGUGCUGGCUCGGUACGGGGUCCGGGUCCUGGGCACCCCCGUGGAGACCAUCGAGCUGACUGAGGACCGGCGCGCCUUUGCCUCCAGAAUGGCCGAGAUCGGAGAGCACGUGGCCCCCAGCGAGGCAGCAAACUCCCUCGAACAGGCCCAGGCAGCUGCCGAGCGACUGGGGUACCCUGUGCUGGUGCGUGCAGCCUUUGCCCUAGGUGGCCUGGGCUCAGGCUUUGCAUCGAACAGGGAGGAGCUCUCUGCCCUCGUGGCCCCAGCUUUUGCCCACACCAGCCAAGUCCUGGUAGACAAGUCCCUGAAGGGGUGGAAAGAGAUCGAGUACGAGGUGGUGAGAGACGCCUACGGCAACUGUGUCACGGUGUGUAACAUGGAGAACUUGGACCCGCUGGGCAUCCACACUGGUGAGUCCAUAGUGGUGGCUCCAAGCCAGACACUGAAUGACAGAGAGUACCAGCUCCUGCGGCAGACAGCCAUCAAGGUGACCCAGCACCUUGGAAUUGUUGGGGAGUGCAAUGUGCAAUAUGCCUUGAACCCCGAGUCCGAGCAGUAUUACAUCAUCGAAGUGAAUGCCAGGCUCUCCCGCAGCUCUGCGCUGGCCAGUAAGGCCACAGGCUAUCCACUGGCCUACGUGGCAGCCAAGCUGGCCCUGGGCAUCCCUCUGCCUGAUCUCAGGAACUCGGUGACAGGGGGCACCGCGGCCUUUGAACCCAGCCUGGAUUAUUGCGUGGUGAAGAUUCCUCGCUGGGACCUCAGCAAGUUCCUCCGUGUCAGCACAAAGAUCGGAAGCUGCAUGAAGAGCGUCGGUGAAGUCAUGGGCAUUGGGCGUUCUUUCGAGGAGGCCUUCCAGAAGGCUCUGCGCAUGGUGGACGAGAACUGCGUGGGCUUCGAUCACACAGUAAAGCCAGUCAGCGACAUGGAGCUGGAGACUCCGACAGAUAAGCGGAUCUUCGUGGUGGCGGCUGCUCUGUGGGCCGGCUACUCGGUGGAGCGCCUGUACGAGCUCACGCGCAUCGACCGCUGGUUCCUGCACCGCAUGAAGGGGAUCGUGGCGCACGCCCAGCUGCUGGAGCAGCACCGCGGACAGCCCCUGCCCCCGUGCCUGCUGCACCAGGCCAAGCGCCUGGGCUUCUCCGACAAGCAGAUUGCCCUCGCGGUUCUGAGCACCGAGCUGGCUGUUCGCAAGCUGCGCCAGGAGCUCGGGAUCUGCCCGGCGGUGAAACAGAUCGACACGGUGGCAGCUGAGUGGCCAGCCCAGACAAAUUACUUGUACCUGACGUACUGGAGCACCACCCACGACCUCACCUUCCGCACGCCUCACGUCCUGGUCCUUGGCUCCGGCGUCUACCGGAUCGGCUCCAGCGUCGAGUUCGACUGGUGCGCCGUGGGCUGCAUCCAGCAGCUCCGAAAGAUGGGGUACAAGACCAUCAUGGUGAACUACAACCCAGAGACCGUCAGCACAGACUACGACAUGUGUGACCGACUCUACUUCGAUGAGAUCUCUUUCGAGGCGGUGAUGGACAUCUACGAGCUGGAGAGCCCCGAAGGCGUGAUCCUCUCCAUGGGGGGGCAGCUGCCCAACAACAUGGCCAUGGCUUUGCAUCGCCAGCAGUGCCGGGUGCUGGGCACCUCCCCCGAAGCCAUCGACUCAGCCGAGAACCGUUUCAAGUUCUCCCGGCUCCUCGACACCAUUGGGAUCAGCCAGCCUCAGUGGAGGGAGCUCAGCGACCUCGAGUCCGCUCGCCAGUUCUGCCAGAGCGUGGGGUACCCCUGCGUGGUGCGCCCCUCCUAUGUGCUGAGUGGUGCUGCUAUGAAUGUGGCCUACUCCGAUGGGGACCUGGAGCGCUUCCUGAGCAGCGCCGCAGCCGUCUCCAAGGAGCACCCUGUGGUCAUUUCCAAGUUCAUCCAGGAGGCCAAGGAGAUUGACGUGGACGCCGUGGCCUGUGAUGGUGUGGUGGUGGCCAUCGCCAUCUCCGAGCACGUGGAGAAUGCGGGCGUACAUUCCGGGGAUGCCACACUGGUGACCCCACCACAAGACAUCACUGCCAAAACGCUGGAGCGGAUCCAAACCAUCGUGCAUGCUGUGGGCCAGGAGCUGCAGGUCACAGGACCCUUCAAUCUGCAGCUCAUUGCCAAGGACGACCAGCUGAAAGUCAUCGAGUGCAACGUGCGUGUCUCUCGCUCCUUUCCCUUCGUCUCCAAGACGCUGGGUGUCGACCUGGUCGCCUUAGCCACACGGGUCAUCAUGGGGGAAGAGGUGGAGCCUGUGGGGCUCAUGACCGGCUCUGGAGUCGUGGGGGUCAAGGUGCCCCAGUUCUCGUUCUCCCGCCUGGCGGGUGCGGACGUGGUGCUGGGCGUGGAGAUGACCAGCACCGGGGAAGUGGCUGGCUUUGGGGAGAGCCGCUGUGAGGCCUACCUCAAGGCCAUGCUGAGCACCGGCUUCAAGAUCCCCAAGAAGAACAUCUUGCUGACCAUUGGCAGCUACAAGAACAAAAGCGAGCUGCUCCCCACCGUGCGGCUGCUGGAGAGCCUGGGCUACAGCCUCUACGCCAGCCUGGGCACUGCUGACUUCUACACGGAGCACGGCGUCAAGGUGACGGCUGUCGACUGGCACUUUGAGGAGGCCGUGGAUGGGGAGUGCCCACCACAGCGAAGCAUCUUGGAGCAGCUGGCUGAGAAUCACUUUGAGCUUGUGAUUAACCUGUCGAUGCGUGGCGCUGGGGGCCGCCGUCUGUCUUCCUUUGUCACCAAGGGCUACCGCACCCGACGUCUGGCCGCUGACUUCUCCGUGCCCCUCAUCAUUGACAUCAAAUGCACCAAACUGUUCGUGGAGGCCCUGGGCCAGAUCGGGCCCGCCCCUCCUAUGAAGGUGCACGUGGACUGCAUGACCUCCCAGAAGCUUGUGCGGCUACCCGGGUUGAUUGAUGUCCACGUGCACCUGCGGGAGCCAGGCGGCACACACAAGGAGGACUUUGCCUCGGGCACAGCUGCUGCCCUGGCCGGCGGCAUCACCAUGGUGUGCGCCAUGCCUAAUACCCGGCCCCCCAUCAUCGACGCCCCUGCCCUGGCCCUGGCCCAGAAGCUGGCAGAGGCUGGCGCCCGCUGUGACUUUGCCUUGUUCCUCGGAGCCUCGUCAGAAAAUGCAGGGACCCUGGGUGCUGUGGCGGGGUCUGCUGCAGGGCUGAAGCUCUACCUCAAUGAGACCUUCUCUGAGCUGCGGCUGGACAGUGUGGCCCAGUGGAUGGAGCAUUUCGAGACCUGGCCUUGCCAUCUGCCCAUUGUGGCCCACGCAGAGCGGCAGAGUGUGGCCGCCAUCCUCAUGGUGGCCCAGCUGACCCAGCGCUCAGUGCACAUCUGUCACGUGGCACGGAAGGAAGAGAUCCUGCUGAUUAAAGCCGCAAAGGCACGAGGGCUGCCCGUGACCUGCGAGGUGGCACCCCACCACCUGUUCCUGAGCCGUGACGACCUGGAACGCCUGGGGCCCGGGAAGGGGGAGGUCCGGCCUGAGCUUGGCUCCCGCCAGGACGUGGAGGCCCUGUGGGAGAACAUGGCUGUCAUCGACUGCUUUGCCUCGGAUCACGCCCCCCACACAUUGGAGGAGAAGUGUGGGCCCCGGCCGCCCCCUGGCUUCCCCGGGCUCGAGACCAUGCUGCCCUUGCUGCUGACGGCUGUGAGCGAGGGCCGGCUCAGUCUGGACGACCUGCUGCAGCGGCUGCACCACAACCCCCGGCGGAUCUUCCACCUGCCCCCGCAGGAGGACACCUACGUGGAGGUGGAUCUGGAGCACGAGUGGACAAUCCCCAGCCACAUGCCCUUCUCCAAGGCCCACUGGACACCGUUCGAGGGGCAGAAGGUGAAAGGCACCGUUCGACGCGUGGUCCUGCGAGGAGAGGUCGCCUAUAUUGACGGGCAGGUUCUGGUGCCCCCAGGCUAUGGACAGGAUGUGCGCAAGUGGCCUCAGGGAGCUGUUCCCCAGCUCACGCCCUCCGCGCCUGCCGCCAGCGAGGUCACCACGACGCCUGAGAGGCCUCGCCGGGGCAUCCCUGGGCUUCCCGACGGCCGAUUCCACCUGCCACCUCGGAUCCACCGUGCCUCCGACCCAGGUCUGCCUGCUGCAUUCCUGUGCCCGGGAGCUGGGAUCCCACGGGGCAGCAGAGCAUGGGCUAAUCCAGCUGAAGAGCCAAAGGAAAAGGCGACCCGGAAGGCAGCUGAGCCAGCAGAGUUGAUGGGAACCCUUGAUGGCACCUGCUACCCUCCACAGCCAGUACCUAGACAGGCGUCGCCCCAGAACCUGGGGCCCCCUGGCCUGCUGCACCCCCAGACCUCACCCCUGCUGCACUCACUAGUGGGCCAACAUAUCCUGUCCGUCCAGCAGUUCACCAAGGAUCAGAUGUCUCACCUCUUCAAUGUGGCGCACACGCUGCGUAUGAUGGUGCAGAAGGAGCGGAGCCUCGACAUCCUCAAGGGCAAGGUGAUGGCCUCCAUGUUCUACGAGGUGAGCACGAGGACCAGCAGCUCCUUCGCAGCCGCCAUGGCCCGGCUGGGGGGUGCCGUGCUCAGCUUCUCAGAAGCCACGUCCUCCGUCCAAAAGGGCGAGUCCCUGGCUGACUCCGUGCAGACCAUGAGCUGCUACGCCGAUGUCGUGGUGCUUCGGCACCCCCAGCCCGGAGCAGUGGAGCUGGCAGCCAAGCACUGCCGGAGGCCCGUGAUCAACGCUGGGGACGGGGUGGGAGAGCACCCCACCCAGGCCCUGCUGGACAUCUUCACCAUCCGGGAGGAGCUGGGGACUGUCAACGGCAUGACGAUCACGAUGGUGGGGGACCUGAAGCAUGGACGCACAGUGCACUCCCUGGCUUGCCUGCUCACGCAGUACCGUGUCAGCCUGCGCUACGUGGCACCUCCCAGCCUGCGCAUGCCGUCCAGUGUGUGGACCUUUGUGGCCUCCCGCGGCACCAAGCAGGAGGAAUUUGAGAGCAUCGAGGAGGCGCUGCCCGACACCGACGUGCUCUACAUGACUCGGAUCCAGAAGGAGCGCUUUGGCUCCACCCAGGAGUACGAAGCUUGCUUUGGCCAGUUCAUCCUCACUCCCCACAUCAUGACCCGGGCCAAGAAGAAGAUGGUGGUGAUGCACCCAAUGCCCCGAGUCAACGAGAUAAGUGUGGAGGUGGACUCGGACCCCCGCGCAGCCUACUUCCGCCAGGCCGAGAACGGCAUGUACAUCCGCAUGGCCCUGCUGGCCACCGUGCUGGGCCGCUUCUAGGGCCCAGCUCCUCCGCCUCAGGCCCAGCCGCUGGGCGCGGAAUCCAGUGCCCCCCACGGGGGCAGCACACUUAGUAGUAGAUGUUCUGGGGCAUGUGGGUAGCUCACAGGCUCAUAGGUACGCACGUGCAGACCACACUUCGGCUACUGGGCCGGACUUGAGCUCUCCAGCGUGAGAGCCGGCCCGUCUCCCUGUUGUACCUUGACUCUGUACAGUUUUUCUACUGACUUAAUAAAUAGCUUAGCUGCCUCUGGUUCCUGCUUCCCUGCGGUGGUUCUGGCUUCGGCAGAGGAUGCUAAGUGCAAAUAAGCAGCGCUUUCUUCUAGAAAAUGAGAAUUGGCAGGCUCUUGCCCUGGCCAGGGCUGAGCAGCCAAGCUCAGCAUCGUCGGAGUCGCGGCCCUUUGGGGCUCGGGGCCGGAACAGGCUGUUCUGCUGGUGCUCUCCGUCCUGAGCUACGCUGAUAGGUGUCCAGCCCUCCUUCCUCAAUUAAGUUGCGCUUCCAAGUCCCGGUGUGUGACUCAUGGCGAAAGGAAGGCUGAGCAGCCAGAUCCGGACUGGUGAGGUUCGUUACCCUGUGGGCCUUUUCUCUCCGCUGUCUGGUUAAUCCUCUCCUUCAGUCAGCAAGGCAGCCACUGCGUCCUCCCAACCUCGCCUUGGAGUUCAGCUGCUAGUACCGCUAGGAGCCCCGCUUACCUAUUAUCCCUGGGAGCCUCCCCCUGACACUGGACUUUUCAGAAGGGACUAGGGGCAGGGGGUGGGUACCAUGGAGGGCUGAGGAGCACCUUGGCUCGGAAACUCUGGGGUCGGGAACUGGAGUGGAGUAGCUCACACAUCUGCCAGUUAGGGCUUCCGUGGAUCCCUCAAGCUGUGCUGCUCCAUUCCAUGAACUUCGGCAGCAUCAGAGGCAUUUAUGGACCCAACAGACUUCCACUUAGCACCCUCCGGGUACGAGCAUCAUGUGCGAGGGGAGUGCGAGGAUGAGCAGGAUGGUUCUCCCCUCAGUCCGGAAGCCUCUCAGGCGUGAGGCAUCGGUGACUCGACUGAGCACGUGUGCACGUGGCGGUCCAGACUGCUCCAGCAUCGUCCGGGAAGAGUCUCCUCCAAGCAGAGUGCUGUUGGCACGUUACGGCGAUGGGAAAAGGAGAAGAAACUCGUUUUUGAAAGUGUGAGCAAGAACUUAACACACAAUCUUAUGCCAACUUCCCAACCACUUUGCAGAUGCAGAAACUGGCUCAGAAAAGUUGGGUGGCUUACCCAGUAACGGCUAGAAUCACACAUAGGACUACUUCAAACCCAUCUUUCUAUUAAAAUAAAAAGAACCA
Phyllostomus discolor (pale spear-nosed bat) is the source of this 8217-nucleotide messenger RNA. RefSeq names its product carbamoyl-phosphate synthetase 2, aspartate transcarbamylase, and dihydroorotase (gene CAD). The transcript is spliced from 45 exons. Gene Ontology annotation, biological process: L-glutamine metabolic process; L-arginine biosynthetic process; 'de novo' pyrimidine nucleobase biosynthetic process. The record is from RefSeq and is a predicted model, not a curated record. Gene Ontology annotation, molecular function: carbamoyl-phosphate synthase (glutamine-hydrolyzing) activity; aspartate carbamoyltransferase activity; hydrolase activity, acting on carbon-nitrogen (but not peptide) bonds, in cyclic amides. The coding region runs from base 155 to 6895 and encodes 2246 amino acids. NCBI's taxonomy places the organism in Eukaryota, Metazoa, Chordata, Mammalia, Chiroptera, Phyllostomidae. Gene Ontology annotation, cellular component: carbamoyl-phosphate synthase complex; cytoplasm.